AGGCAGCGGGGUGGGAGUCACACAGCAGGGGACUCCCAUGUAACAGGCAGGGCGGGGGCGGCCACUGAUGGGCGAAGGAGGGAAGCUAUUAGGAAAGGGUGGAGAGUCGUAGGGCUGAGACUAAGGCAUUUGGGAGCAGGCACAUGAGUGGGGAGGAGAGUUAUUAGGAAGCGAAACAAGGGGUGGAGAAAUAGUCCGGGAAGGAGGGAGUAGAGCUGGAAGGCGCUGGGAAAAAGAGACAUUUAGGAGGGAAUAUUAUAGUGCAACUGUCCCGGGGCGCAGAAGAAACCAUCACAUCUGUGUGUGCGACAGAGAGGGGUUCGCUCAGACACGCCCCUCCCCCGCCGCCCCCCAGUGAGGGCUGAGCAUCUGGCACUGCAUACUCUGCAUAUGUUUCUUAUGAAUUCAUCAAGAUGUCUUCCGAAAGUGAGUCCCCUUCCUCCCCGGGCGAAGAUCAACAAAUGCUUAGGAUAGAUGAGCGGCACCAGGUGCUACAAGCUGAGCAAGAGGGAACACAAAAAAGAACAUUUACCAAUUGGGUUAAUUCACAGUUAUCAAAGCAUCCAUGUCCUUCUGUUUUGAGAGAUCUGUUUACCGAUAUCCAAGAUGGACACAGGCUGUUGGACUUGCUAGAAAUACUUUCUGGGGAGGAUCUGCCACGAGAAAAAGGGAACAAUGUAUUUCAGGCCACAAACAACAUAAACACUGCUCUGUCCUAUCUAGAACAAAGAUCAAUCAAACUCAUAAAUAUUCAUGCUGCAGACAUCAUUAGUGGGAAGCCUUCCAUUGUUCUUGGCCUAAUUUGGAAAAUCAUUUUGCAUUUUCAUAUUGAAAGCCUUGCUGAUAUAUUAGCUGCCACAGAUAGCGUACACCAGAGUAAAAGUGAAAGCAAAGUUGUGCCAUCUCCAACAGCAAGUCCACCAGCUAAGAGAAGCGCAAAGUCCAGGUGGAAGAGUUCUGCUAGGAAGGUGCUUCUCCAGUGGGCAAAUGAGCAGUGUGCUGGGCAUGGAUCUCUCAGUGUGACAGACUUCAAAUCAAGCUGGAAGAACGGCCUGGCUUUCCUAGCUAUCAUCCAAUCCCUAAGACCUGAAAUUGUUGACAUGGACAAACUAAAGGGGAAAUCCAGUGAAGAAAAUUUACAGGAGGCAUUCAGAUUAGCAGAGCAAGAAUUAAAAAUUCCAAGACUACUGGAACCAAAAGAUGUAAAUGUUCCCAAUCCAGAUGAAAAAUCCAUUAUGACAUAUGUGGCGCAGUUCUUACAAUAUGCAAAUUCUGCUGAGGCACCUAAAAAAGAUGUACAGGAACAAGUAAAGAAGACCAUAGAGUGGUUGAAUUUGGAAGAACAGAAAGUAAAAAAGCUGUUUUCUGAAAUGAAAACUGAGACCUACACGAAAAAAUAUCAAGAAAUGCUGCUAUUCAUGAGAAAGUUUAAUGAACAAAAGCGAACUUUCAUGUCUGGUUUAGAGCUGAAGUCUCUUCCCUCUAAUGAACAACAGCUAAUUAGACAAUCACUGGAAAAUAUAACAUCUCAGAUUGCAGAAUGGAAAAUGCAACUGGAUCUUAGCUUGCCGUCUCCACUCAGUGAUGUGGAAUCAUGGCUUUUGAAGGGUGAAGAUCUGAUGUCACACAAAAUACUGGAUACAGAAACGCACAACAAAGCUGUGUCUCUUCUUCAGAAUUCAUCUGCAUCCUUUAAGGAGCUGUUGGCCAGUGCUGAUUCUCAUUCACAGACUCUACAGACAUUCAAAAAUUUAGACGACAAUGGCUUUGUUCUUGUUCCUACUGAUAAAAUUGAGGAGAUGAAAUUACGGUUGGAAAAGAUUACAGCUGCAGACUUCAGCCUGAUGCUAGAUUACCGCUGCUCUGGACAUUCCAUUCUUGCUUUGCUAGAUGAAGGCAGACCAAAGCUCAAAACAUGGAAUACCAAGUGCAAGACGCAGGGGAUGGCAGAAUCCCUUCUUGCCGAUUGGAAAGAAUUUGUUGAAGAUAUGGCAUUUUUGAUUCGCCUGGAUGCGGCUUUUCAGAAUUUCGUAGAACUCAAGGAUAAAUUAUUAGCUGCAUAUUUGGAUGAUUCUGAUAUCUCAAAAGAGUACAAAAUUAUCAAAAUGAAAUAUAACGAGUUUGUGGAUCUGGUUCACCUUGCAAGCUCCAACCUGGAAAAACUCCUUUCAACUUGGACACAUUAUGAAAAUAAUUUUGACCUUAUUAGGGGUUGGCUGGAAGAGCAGGGGAGGAUAGCGCCCACUAAAGUUCCUUCAGAGAUUUUAUCCAAGUGGAAAUCCGUACAUGCUUCCUUAAAUACUGAUGCAAAGUUCUUGCGAGAGCAACUCCAUGAAAAGACUGGGCUACAAAUAUCUGCUGAGCUGAAACAUUUCAAUACGCAAUGGGCCCAAUUUGUUAAAAGGCAUGAUAAGAUAAAACCAAUGAAGGAACUCAAUGGAACCCACUUGGAGCCAAGUGAUGGCAAACAUGAGAAGAAGCUAACCGAACCUUUACUUAUUUCGGCUGACUCACUGAAGAUAUUAAUUGAAAAUUUGCAGGGACAAGAGGAGAAUGCUGCGCUGCAGCAGGUAUGCAAGCAGAUUUGUAGCCGUGUGGAAAAGAUUGACUCCCUCAUUGAUUCUACUGCACAAUGGCCUCCUACUGCUGAGAUAUUUUUUCAGAGCAUUGAUCAGCUCAAACUCAUGGAUGGGUCCCUCACAAAUAAACUCCAGAAUCUGUAUGCACAAGGGACAAUUUGCCAGAAGCACCUUUCCAUGGCAGAGAAGGAUUUGAAAGCAGUGCAACAAGUUAUCCGCAGCCAUGAUGAAUUAAAGCAUUUUAAAACAGAUGGAAUUCAGGAAAAGCUUGCACUUAUCCAGCAGCAAGUCCAGGAGCUGAUGUCUCGAUCAGGCAGCACCCUCACCUCUUCAGAAUUGCAUUUAUCUGAAAGCGACAUAAAAAACAAGUUUGAGAGUUCAAAGAGUAAACUGGAGACAUACAUAACAUCAGCAAUGUGUCUUAUGGAACAAAGAAUCACCCCUGAGGAGUUCAUUUCCCAGUAUGAGAACACUCUGAGUGGGUUUGACAAUCACAAUCUUGAUGAGUUUUUAAAAGCAGCUGAUGAAAUGAAAAGAAUUUCCUCUGCUCAUGAGAAGUCAGUGGUGGAUAAAUUAAGUGUAGAUCUUCGAAGUCAGUGGAAGAUAAUUCAUACUGAAAUGGAAUCCUAUGUGUUCCGGUUAAAACUGCAUUCAGAGAAAAAGAAAUGUGAUGAUCUGUUUUGCGAAGCAGAAGAGAGGCUCAGAAUCGAAGAGGAACGUGUUGGCCUUGGGGACAGAGAAGACCUUAUAAGGCAACAUAAGAGGAUUUUUUCUGAGGAUGGCUGUCUAGGCCAGCUGUGCAGAUGUUUACAAGCCAUGGAGUUGCUACUGGCUACUCCCAGGAAUACAGAAGAUAAUUCUGCAGCUCAAGCAAUCAUUUCCGAGUGUACGAGGAAGAAAGCAGAGAUAGAAAAGCGUGCUGGGAAUAUUUAUCUUCAUUUGCUCUCUCCCCAGGGAACAUGCAGAAUAACAGAGAAAGAGAAUAAAUCAGUUGGUUUAGAAAAUGGAUUGAAAACUAAAACCUGCAAGUCUACUGGUACCUAUGCAUCACAAGAGGUAGUGAAUAUUGUGGAGACAGAUAGUGGUUGGAUUCCUUAUGAAGAAAGCAAUACAAAUUUAAGUUUUGUGUUGCACAGGUACGAUCAAGAGGAGUCUAACCUAGAGCAGUUCCUGCAUUGCUGCAGGCAGACUUUUACUACUGAUAAUGUAAUGAAUAGUCAAGAUGUGUCCUCUCUUCAAACCAGACUUCAUGAACUUCAGCUGUUACAGUCGCAAGCUAACACAUACUGGAGAUGCUUUGAAACAUUGUCAUGUGAUGCAGAAAAAUUGCUGGAUAUUCCUAAUAACAUUACACUAUGUGAAAAAAGAGCUGAACUUCAGUCUAACAUGGAAAUCAUGAAAGAGGAAAUGCAGAGCAGGAUCCAGUUAUUAUCUGUCACAUUACAUGUUCUGCUACCAGUGCAACAAGAGGUUGACUUGCUCUGUCAAUCAAACAAGUCAGAUCAGGAGCUGGAGAAGUUCACCGUAUCAAAUAUAGAUUCUACUUGCCAAGAAUUAAAGGAUGCUAGGAAUACUGUUGAAGAUCGCCUCCAACAAAUUGACAUUUUGGAGUCUGCAUCACAGAGUGGGAAAAAACUCAACCAUGUAGCUAUGGAAGCAGUUGAGUCUAUUAAGGCAGAACUAGAAUCAACUUGUGAAACCAUGAGGGAAAAAGAGAUCAUUCUUAAAGCCUUGGAAAGGUUCUUGUCUUCCCUUGAGGCAACCAGAGUUUCCAUAGUUGCACAGGCCAAUGUUUGGGGAAUGGACAAAGCAACAUUAGAAGAAAAACAGAAAAACCUUACAGUAUUGGAAAAUAAAAUCUUCCACUUGAAUCAAGAGGCUCUACAACUUGAUGACCAUCUCCAAGGGGUAGAGAUCUCUCUAGAAGAUCCAGAACAUGGUGGAGAAACCUCCUGUCAGAAGCUAAUUGCUGGUUUCCCAGACAAAGUUGAAAGUGCAAAACAAGCUGUUCUUCAAGAACUCAAUAACCUGCAUCAGAAAGUUGAGGCAGGGGCUAUAUUUCCAUCUGAAGUUGCUUUGCCAGUUCAAAAAGAAGUUACUUUGGCACGUGAAUCCAGUCAGCUAUCUCAGGAGCAAACCCUGCAGCAGAUCACUCUAUUAAAUAUGGAUUCAGUAUUACAAGAAAUAAAGGAUGUUCAAAGCUCCGUUGAAGAUGAAAUUCGGAAAUGUGAGGAUUUGCAAACAUCUGCAGAGUUAUGUGAAAGCCUGAGCCCUGUAGAUUUUCAAGAAUUUCACUCUACUCUCUAUGACUUCAAAGCAAACUUAAAGGAAACAAACAAAGAUGUAAAAGAACGAGAGGCUGUAUUGAAAGUCUUGAAAAAGUUCCUUUUUUCACUGAAGACUGCUAAGUUAAACAUUGAAGAGCAGUCUGUAGUGCUGGAAAGGGACAGACCAGCCUUAGAAGAUAAGCAGACUAAUCUAACAAUCUUGGAGAAGGAAGUAUUUCGAUUGGAGCAAGAAGCUCAGCUGCUGGAUGGUUCUCUAGAAAUGGCAGGUGUCUAUUUAGAGGAUCCAGUAAGUGGAGGAAAAACAUCCUGCCAGGACCUGAUAGGUGGCUUCUCAGAGAGAGUUGGAAGUGCAAAGGAAAAUAUUCUGCAGGAGCUCAGAAACCUGCAGUGGAGAGAAGACUUAGAGAAGCUUGCUGUUAGACAAAAGGAGCUCUGCAAAUGUGUCCAAGACAUUUAUGACAAGGUUGAUCAAAUUGGCUUAAGUGAUCCAACAAUACAUUCUGUACAGCAAAGAUUGAAACAUUUGGAUGAGCUGGAAAAGGAAUUGGAUUCACAUGUUAAUGAGAAAAUGGAUAUUUCUAAAGGCCUAACUGACCUUCUGCAAAUUGCACAAGGAAAAGAUUUCAUAGGAGAUGAAGACACAGAGACUUUGUGGGAGGAUGCAAGGCAGCAUAUUAUUUACUGCAAAGAGCAAUGUGAGAAGGUGAUGGAACUUCUGCGCAAAUUUCAGAAAUGCAAAGCAACAUUGUCAUCUUUAAUUCAGAAAGGGGAAAUCACAGUAUCACAGCAGUCAUCCUACAUGGGAAAAGAAAAUGUUCACAAAAAGCUGACUGAAGUCGAUGCCGUGAAGCAGGAAUUUAAUGAGCAUUCAGAAAAUAUUGAUGAGCUAAGCAGCAUCUGUAAAAAACUGCAGUUCCACCUUAGUAGAAUGAAAAGUUGUGGAAACCCACCAUUUCAGGAUGAAGCCCACAUGAUUGUGGACAAAUGGUUGGAUGCAAAUGAAAAAUUGGACAGCUAUAGUGAUAAUCUGAAAAGUGCUUCCUGUCUAUGGAAUAAAAUCCUUCAGUUAUCAGAGGACAUUGAUCAGUGGGCUGAGUGCAAGAUCAAAUAUUGUAAAGGUUCUGUGCUAACAGAGCAUGAUGUUUUAUCAUUAAAAGCUGAACUUCAGCUUCAUGUAGAAAAAAUAGAAGACGUCAGUGCAAAAUCCUUUCAAAUACAGAAGAUUUUGGAAUUAUCUGAUCCUCCACUAGAGUUACAGGUGAUUAAAACCUCUCUUCUGAAAAAAAUGGACCAAAUCCACGAGUAUUCAGGAAGAGAACCUGGAGGAGAUAGCCAUGGGUCCCAGUCAAUGAAAGGCUUGAAAGCAAAUGAAUCAACUCAGGUGGAUGCACCCCAUUCAAAUGGUUUAUUUUGGGACAAUGCAGAUAAAACAGAAGACUUUGAAAGCCUGGGUAAUGCUUUGAAGAACGGGGCUAUGGAAGGCGAACUGGAGGAUCAGCAAACUGAUGUGCAAGUAUAUGCCAUGUCUUCAGACACUACAGCAGUUUUGCAAAGGGCUUCCCAUCAGAAAGGAUCUGAAACCUCCAUUCCAAAUAAAGGUAUUGAAGCUUUACGGCUGCAACUGUCUGAUUUAAUGAAGAGGAAGGAAUAUUUGUUCUCCAAUCUUCAGCCCGGGUUACAGGAGAAAGUAGAACAGCUGGAAAGCUUUACGUGCUUCUUGCAGGAAGUAAAUGAUUUUAGUGAUACCUUGGCGGUGUUGAAACCAAAGGAUUCUACUGCUGCACUUGACUCUGGUGUAGAUGAGUGGGCAGACAUACAAUAUGUUCACAAACACCUUAUCAAACAACUACAGGAUACAAGACAAAUACUAGAAAACCAAGUUCACAGACAUGAGCAAUAUGAAGUCCUCAUAACCACUCUAAAUAGCAAAAUGGCUGGUUUUUCUCAAGAGCUUCUUAAUUUUACGGGCUCAUCUUGGGAAAGCGCAGCAGGCGAGCAGAGGAGACAGAAAUUACAGAAGCUUCAUGUGUGGAUUAGAGAGAUGGACACAGAUCUAAUGCAAAUACUGGAAUUAGCGGAGCAGGUUAAACAGAGCACAUCUGCACCAGGAGUCAAGGGCAUUCAAGAGGCAACAAGGAAGUUUCAGAUUAAAAUUGGAGAUCUGGAAAAAAAGCUGCAAAGUCUAAAGCAUGAUAGGUCAUCUCCUCCGUCACUCAAGGGCAAUAAAGAGAUACUAGCACAGAUGGCUCCGGAGGCAGUGCUUCCAAUACAAAUUGACAGUGUUACAGCAGUCACAAAAGUUGGAAAAGGAAGAAAAAAGAAAAAACUGUCUGCUGAACACACUCCCAAAGAGCCGGAAGAGUCAGGAAAGGCGGAAAUUUCAGCAAGAGCCCAAGAGAACAACGACUCAACAAAACAAAAGGAGCAGACUUUUCCCGUGAUGUUGAGCAUUUGUGACAGUGGUUUUAACCAGACUGAAGACUUUUUUAGGAAUCUUUUGGAAUGGCUUCAGAAUUCAAGAAUAAAGCUUCAAAUGUACAAAAACAGCCAAUGCGAUGAGGAAAGAUUAAAUGAGAAAAUAGACACAGUACAGAAUAUGUACGAUGAAAUUGUUCAGAAGAAAAUUGAUCUUCAAGCAAUGGACAAGAAAAGUGAGAAAGUGGAGACAAAAUCAUUAAAAGAAAGCGAAGAAGUAGAAAGGUGGCAACAAGAGGCCACAGGUCAACUCGAGCACCUUUUGCUUGACUGUGAUGCAUACAAGAGGCAAUUGGAAACAUCACUGACUGAUUUAGCCAUCUGUGCCAAUGAAAUCCAUGACAUUUUAAGCCUACUAAACACUGUGGAAGAGAAGCUAAUUAGCAGUGAAUCCAUUUCAGAUGACAAAGAAAAAGCCUCCCUUCUGCAUGAGAUCCAGCCACUUUAUGAAGAAGUAAAGGCUUAUAUUGGACGUCUGGACCAAGUGUAUAACCAGGCUGUUUGUCAGAACAUUUCCUGCAGGGCCUCCACUGGGAGAAAACAUCUGAACAAGAAAUUUAAACUAGUAACUAAAAAGAUGAUGUAUUUUUCCAAACCUGAUGACACGGAACUUAAGCUUAAAGUCGAGAGAGUUCAGAAUGGAGAAAGCUGUGUUAGAAAAAAGACUCUAAAGAAGAAACAAGCAAGUUCAUCUAAAAAGAAAACAGACAAUCGCCCAACUGAGAGUGGGAAUCUGUUGCCCUCAGAUGAGAUGCAGGCAGAAGAUGGGACCUCAGCUCAGGAACUAACACCUCUUAAUGAGCAAUAUCAGAAGAACCUAGAAGAUAUUCUUUCCAGAAUUCAAGUAUUUGAUUCUAUUGAGGAGGUACAUAGUCCACCCAAGGAGACAACCUUGGAAUGGUUGGCUCACCAGAGUAAGGUCCAGUUAACUGGUGAUGGUACUAAACAGAACAGAGAAGAUAAUCAAGAACCACUUGACAUUGCCAAUGUUGUAAAGGAAGUAAAUUUCUUGAAAAAACAGCCAGUAGUUUUGGAAACAGAAUGGCAAGUUCAGGAAAUUGAAAAACUUUGUGAUAUUUUACGACAGCCCUUAAUGGAAGGAACAUCAACAGUCCAAUUGGAAACAAUGUCUGCUGUCAGUUUUAAUGCUGAAUCCAAAAGGGAAGGCUUACUCUCUGAUCUGGAGGCACUUAGGACACAAAAGCAAAGGGAUGCUCAGUCGAUCAGAGAAUUUUACAAUGCGCUAUAUGCAGCCAAACAGUCUCUACAGAUGCUGUUAAAGGAGAAGGAAAUGGGGCCAUCAGAGAGUCUUACCAAGCAUUUGGACAGAAUAAAUGAUUUAAUGGCCAGAGUACUGAAAGAAAAGGAAAAACUGCACAACCUACUUUCUGAAUAUCCAGAUAUCUGCUGUCUUUUCAUUUCUUCCAUGGAUAAGGAGAAAAUAGACAGUGAAAUGAAUCAGCUUGAACAAGACUGGGAGCAAACGGAAGCAACUCUCCAAAAGAAACAGGAUCUUUUAAUAAAAGAAACUGAGCAACUAACAUUUCUUAAGAAGAGAGUAACUCAGGUGGAGCAAAUGAUACAAGCACAACAGGAAACUGCUGUUGGUCCUUCUGAAAAGGAGUGUCUCCACACUUCACUUCUUUUGGCAGCAGACUUACAAACUACUAAACAUUUGCUUGCAUCAUUAAGGAAUGUCUAUGAUAUUCAGAUGAAGAGAUCAUGUGAACAAUAUGAUUAUGCAAGUUUAGAAAGUUCUUUGGAUGAGUUGCAAAAUCAACUAGACAGUUUGGAGCAUUGUACAAGCGACUGUCAGAUUACAUCGUCUGGAAUGCCAGUUGUCUUAGUAGAGCAGUAUCCUUUAAUAAAACCAUUCUAUUUUGCUCUUUUAUGGGUGAAGAAAUCACAUAGUGAUGCUAAGUUGGAUCAUAAUAUUCCACUUUUGCCAGAUGCCGUUGAACAGCAGGUCAUAGACUGUAUUACCUUGCAAGAAAAAAUUGUGGACAAAAAGAGGACUGUUGACUCCAGUAUUGAGGAGCUAAAGCAUAUAUUACCAAGCAUGGAUCCACCAGUUUCUGAAGCUUUAAGUUCAUUCUUUCAUCAAUUGCAACUAUUAUAUCAGGAACGACAUAUGCUCUCAGUAGAGAGAUUACAGCAGUUACAGAAUGGGCUUAAAAAAAGAAAAACCUUCUUUUCAGAAAUUGAAAAGCUUAAGGAAUUACUGCAAUACCUGGAAAAAGAAGCGGCACCAGUCAAAAAGGGAAUAUUUACAGCUUCAGAAUUAUGUGAGCAGCUAAAUUAUUUGAAGGCCAGGAUAACGCAGUGUGAGGAAAUUGAAGGUCUUGCCUUGACACUUCUCAGAAGCAGCCAGAAUUUUUAUGGUGAACUGCAAAUGGCUGAGCAGUUGUAUUUAAAUGAUAUAUUAAGAAGUCUGAAGAGCAGAGCUAACAGAAUUCGUAGACUAGAAGAGAGGAAGAUUUCUUACAUUGAAAAAGUUUUAAGUAUCUUCAGUGAGUUUCAAGAAAAGACAAGCUCCUUGGGUCAGGAAUUAAAUUUAGUGCAAGGUCUUGAGUUACAGCUUCUUAACAAUGAGGUAGAAAGCAUUGGGAAGGAUUCUGGAAGCAAGGUAGAAAUUUCUCAAAAUGCUGCCCCAUUAUAUGAAGAUCAUUUAUCUGAAAUAAGUAGGUACAAAGAAAUGUUCGAAGAUAAUGGACUUCAGUGGGACGAUUCUAUUGUCAGCAAGUUACAGAGCAAAUUUUCAAGUUUUGCCAAAAAGCCUGUUGGCCCGAAAGAACCACCUAAAGCCGAACAAAUUAAAUAUUCAGAAUUGGUAAAAAAAAUUAAAGUCAUGACAUUAUCUGUAGAACAAGAAAUAGCCUCCAUCUUAAGUGGGUUUGACUGUGUUGAAGCCCAAGUUGUAUGUGCAAAAAUUAAGAAAAUAACCAGCCUUAUUCCUGAAGCAGUUUCUGCACUGCAAGACCAGAUGCCUCCCAGUGACCAGGUCACUCAUUCUGAAGAACAAAAAUUAAAAGGUUUAAAUGAAAAUUUGAAUCAGUUACAUGAAUAUCUCUGCCAACAUAUUGCUGAAAUGCAAAGAGAGAGAGGACAGAAUGGAAAUUCCCACCUCCCAUUGUCAAACCUAAAGAAAAUUGACAAAGAUUUGAAGGAGCCUUUAGUGAUCGAGUUGGACAUAAAUAAGACCCAAGAGCUACUGAUCAAAUAUGAAACCCUAAAGAAAAUAUGCCAAUCAGAAAUAAAUGACAUAAGGUCCACAGUGCAGCCUAAUACCAAUGUGCAAUUCCAUGAAUUAGAUGGUAUUGAAAAAAGCAUUGAGGAGAACAUCUCAUUACACAUUAACAUGGUUCAAGAUUCCUGCAAUACACUUCAGAAACUUCAUAACGCCAUUGCCAAAGUGCUGGAGCUCUUUAUACAGUUUGAAACUCAACUGUGUGACACUUCUGUGAAUCUCACUGCACUUCCGGAUGGAUCAGAGCUCAAAAAUGUGCUUUCCUCGAAAGAGAAUUUAAAUUCCUUAAUAGCUGAAAUUCAAACACUGUCCAACCAGGCGAAAAUAAGUUGUAACCAAGAAGCAAAGGAACUGCUGGAUAACAUUAUGAGAGAGAUCAUAACCAGGAAUGCUCUGCUGGCCACAUUGUAUGACAGAAGGAAAUCUCACUUGGAAAGCUGCCAAGGAAAAUAUCUGAUCUAUAAAGAAAUAUCAAAUAAAAUCUCCAAUGAUCUUAAAGAGUUGGAAACAGUUAUUAGUGAUACUUCUUCCCAAAAGCCAGUGUCCUACAAAGAAGCACUAGUUUGCUGGGAGAGAGGCAAGGCUUUGGUUACAAAAUUAUACACCUGUGAAGAGGAGUUGCUGAACCUCAGGCAUGUGGCUGGAGAACUUGGUUCAGUGUUCAAAGAAAACGACUUCCGCUUUGUUGAAAAAACAGUGAUGACAUUAUGGGAUAAAUGGCUGUAUUUACUUGAUAUUGCUCAAAACUGGGAGCUGCAUUGUGAAGAACAGAGACAAGAAUGGAAAUUAAUUCAUGAAAAGAUGGAAAGAGAGAUGAUACUUCUGGACAAAUUCCAAGAGGAGUCACCAGAUAAGCUGGAAAAGAAGGAAGACACUUGUCAUCUUCUAGAUUCAGUGCAGGAGUUCAAACACUUUAUGGAAAAUCUGAAGAUUCAGCAGCUCCAGCUUUCUCUUAUUAUGUUUCGAAUACAAAAUAUCCAAAGUACUCCAGAAAAUACUACAGAGAUCGAACUGAUUCCAGUUAUCCAAGAAAUUCAAUCAAUGAAGAAGAAGUGUGAAAAACUGCAACACAAGGCUUCAGUAAAAGAGCAAGGUUUACGCACUGAGCUGCAGGAAAGAAAGAUGGUGAAAGAAGACAUUGCCAACAUAAGAAAAUCAAUGCAGGAAGCUUCAUCUGCAAUAGAGAGGAUGGAGACAGCAGAUUCAGCUGAGAAAAAGGAGCAACUCAAGAAACUCCAGACUGUGAUCGAUUCAGAAGGGGAAAAAUUAAAUAGUUUUAUGGAAAAACUCAGAAUCCAGUAUUGUGGGACCAUUCCUGAUGAGCUUUUAUCUCUGGUUGAAGAUUGCCAGGACUACUGGAAAGAAACAGAAGAGAAGGUCAAAACGGAAAUAGCACAGAGCUCUCCUUACUACAUUAUGACCAAGAAGAAAGAGGAGAUAAUGUCUGGCCUGAAGAACAUUGAAAUUCUCUUAGCACAGAAAAGUGAAAACAUUAGCAAAGCCAAAGAUCUUGGGAAGCAAAUGUGGGAUGAAAUGGAUGUAUGGCGAGGCAAACUGAACGCAUUGGAAUCUGAGGUUCAUGAUAUGGGAGAAGAAGACCCUAGCUUGAUGCAAGAAUGGAUGGACAACCUAACAGAGCCAUUUAACCAAUGCCAGCAGGUAUCAUACCUUGUGGAACGCAGAACCGCUAACUUGAACAAGGCAGCUAGCAAGCUAGAAGAGUAUGAAGAAACAUUAAAGAGUAUGGAAUGCUGGAUACAAAACACUGAUAAGCUGUUGAAUGAAGAAAUGAAGAAUUGUUCUGCAAAAGUUUUAAGCAAACAUGUUGCUGCACUAGAGAUGGCUUUGGAUGAUUCUGAUCAGAGGCAGAGUAUUCUGGGGAAUAUACACACUGAGCUGGGUGAAUUAGCAGUGAUCUUUGAAACAGACAGCACAGCAAAACGCCUAAGUGAGAUUAGCAGCCAUGUGACUGAGCUUCAGAAAAGAAUUGUGGCCAUUUUACCUGUGAUCCAAUAUGUGGCAGAUGAGUCAGGCGUUAUUGAAGGAUCGUUGAAGGCAAUGGCAAAAAAAACAGAAACAAUAAAGACUAUUUUGACAUCUAAUGAUAUUGUUGACAUGUCACCCAAAGAACAUUAUAAAAAUGGAGAGGUUAUUCUACAGAACAUUGUGUCAAUGCAGAGGGCAGUUGCUGAGAUUGAAGAUUAUAGACCAAGUAUCACGUUAAUAGAUGCUGGAGUUCACUCUCUAUCUGCAUUCAGAAAAACAGGACAGCUUAUGAAAGAGCUAGAGGUGUUGGAAAAAGCAACCAAAGAACAAAACAAUCUCCUUGAGCCAAUCAUUACUGAAAUGACAGAGCUGGAACAGGAGCAGGAGAAAUUUAAGCACCGCCCCAAGCAUUCCACAACUGAAGCCAUGGAUAUAAAGGAAAAAUGUGAAACAAUAAAGGAAAAACUAGAUGGAUUAAACCAAAAGAAAGAAGAAGUUUUGUCACUUUCACGGACCUUGAUCAAUGAACAGCUUGAACAUUUACUGCUGGAACAAGAGAUGGAGGCAGAGAGUUCUAUAGUACCAGAAGAGACAAACACCAGCAGCAGUAUGGCUCUGCACACCCAGGUUCAAAGAGCAGAUUACUACAUUUUACCAUCAGUGGUUGAAGAAGCAGAAGAAGUCUCUUUUAGUUCUGAGGCAGAAGAAGAUGAAACAGUUCCCAGCCAACAAGAUGACCAUAAGGAAUCUGAGGGUGAAAAUAAAGUAUGCAAGAUCCAGUUGCCCUUAUUUGGCUCCUCCCAGAGGGAAGAAGGUAACACCUCGGGUGACAUGCAUACAGACUUGGAGAUGAUCCUGUGUGAGUGUCAGCAAAGGGUAACAGAGGUUGAGCUCUGGCUGCAAAGGUUAAAUCUAUCAUUAGAAUCAAGCAAACACGACUGUGAAAUGCAGCAGAUAGUGGAACAGCAACUUGCAGACUGCCAGAAUACGUUACAGGAGAUUGAAAAGAAGAUCUGUGCUUUAUUGGAAGGGGACAAACACAGGAACUUGGAAAAUGGGGCAGUGUUCAAAGAGGCUGAAACUUUGUCCUUAAAGCUGAAGUCACUUAAAAGCAGUUUAGAAAAUGUACAGACAAUGCUGCAAGUCAAACCCAGUAACGAACAGGUUCGAAAUAAAGAGAAUGUGUCAUUAAGGAUGGAGGAGGCUGUUCAUUCAGAGGAGCAGAGAGGCCCUCAGCCUGACCCUAUAGACAAACCCAGAGUCUCUGGCGCAUCUGCAUCUAUAGAAGUACCUGGAGAAACACACUCAUGGGACAAGGUCAGCUCUGAGCAAGUAAUAAUGGGAUCACCUUCAAGGAGUCAGAGUUUGGGACAAGUAUCAGAAAUAAAUGCUGCACCCCACAGCAAUAUACCCAUAUCUGCAAAAAAGGGUGUAUGUUGGAGCAAGUGGCGUUAUUUGCAAAAAGAACUGUCAUGUAGAAUAAAUUAUAUGAAUAAGCCAGUGUGUGCCAAAGAAGUUAAAAUAAGCAUUGUACCAAGGUUUUCUAUGACAAGGACAAAAUCACCAGUUACUGAAGAACUGCAUAAUAUGACAAGUCAGCUAAACUCCCUGGCCAAAGAAGUUUCUGCUCUCAGUAGUCAGGAAAAAGAACGUUAUAUCCUGGAAUCACUAUUUUCCUGGCUUUAUGCUUUUUCACAAUGGCUGCAAAACACAGAUGAAAUAUUAGCCAGAGAGGUUUUUUCCAAAGAGGAAGCAGUGUCAGAGCAGGUCCUGUAUGAGAAACUGACAGAAGAAUUAGAUACUCUGCAAGAAACUAUGACAAAUAAUAAAGAAGCUCUCUUAAAGCCAGUCUCCCAUAAUGAUGAAAGUGCAGCAGUAUUAUCACAGUGUUACAGUGAUAUGUGGGCUUGGCUAUUGCAGACUCGUACUGCUGCUGAAUCCAAAGUAAAAUGUAUACAGACAGAGCUGGAAAAACACAGCUUAUACCAGAACGAUAUACAGCAGUUAUAUGAGUCUCUGCUUGAAAUCAAGUCUGAAAUAUCAAAAGAAUCCAGAAAUGCUGGACAGACUUCUGAGCUACUUCAGAAAUCUGUUACAUUUGAGUUGGAGCUCAAAAAAUUUGACGGUCAAUUGCCUUUACUUAAAGAAAAAGGAGAGACGCUCUCUCUACCUGUGGCCUUGAACCAAGAAAUGCACAAAGUAGAGGAAGUGCUGAAUGAUACUUGGAGGAUUUUACGAGCCAAACAGGAACAGUGGACGAGUGCCUCUGUAAACAAAUCCCAGUGGAACACACUGCGUUGUGGGAUUGUAGAUCUACUGGAAGUUGGGAAAGAAAAGGUUUCCAGCAGUAAGGACCAUCAGCCAAUGUGUAUUGAAGCCCUUACCUCACAAUUAGAACAGUAUAGGAACUUUUUCAACAUGCUGGAUAAUCAGGUAAUUUUAGAGCAGAGUUACUUCUCAAAAAUCCCUCAGGAAGAACUCAGCAAGGACAUCCAAGAAAGCCUUGUGUAUGAUACCAGAUCACUGCAGGAGGAAGCUGAGCCACAUGGAAUUCAUAUGAAGAGCACAUUAAGGAACUGGAGAGACUUUGAUUUAAGGCAUGACCAUUUCAACAAAGAUUUAGAAAAUCUAAUGUCUCUUGUCCCAGCUAUUGGCUUGGUGGAGGAGUCAGAAGAAAGAGUUACAGAAAGGAUCCACCAAUAUCAGCACAUACAAAGACAUAUUGAUGAUGGAGAGUCCAGGCUGCGUCAGGUUAUUGCUGAUGGGAAAAAACUGAUCACUGUGGUAAAUUGUCCGAAGCUGGAAACCCAAAUUAAAAAACUAGAAAAACAAUGGUCUCAGUUAACUCAGAAAGUCACCCAUGAGUUGCAUCGCCUGGAAUCCCUCCUCAAACAGUUGGGCAGCUACAAUAGGGAUUCAGCAGAAUUAUCAGCAUGGUUUGAGUCCGCUCAUCAGAGGUUGAACAGCUGGAAGCUGCAAUCCCUGGAUGUCUCUCAGGAUUUAGAAACUGUCAGAAACAAUCUCACCAAUUUUUUUGAAUUCACAAAUGAAAUUGAUCAGAAAUCUUCCUUAAAGACUUCGGUGCUAAGCACUGGUUUCCAACUCCUACGCCUAAAGGAAUCUGAUACUGCAGUUCUGAAAGUCAGCUUGGCAAAUUUUGAGGAGAAGUGGGCAGAUCUCAUGGCAGGGCUGCCAGCUGUCCAAGAAAAACUUCAGCAGCUUUUAAUGGAAAAGCUCCCAUCUCGAGAGGCUAUUUUUGAAUUGAUGCUUUGGAUGGAUAAAGCAGAAUAUGCCAAGGAUACUGUUGAUAAAGAAAAAAAACAGAAAUCUGCAUCUCACGUACGUUCAUUUCUUCAGCAAUGUAAGGACUUCAGAAAAGAAAUGAACCACAAACAGUGCAUUGUUGAUUUUGUGAACCAGUCAUUACUUCAGUUGAGUGCUGGGGAUGUGGAAAGUAAAAGGUAUGAGAAAACAGAAUUUGCAGAAUGCCUGGGCACCAUGAACCUACAGUGGCACCAAAUGCAAGGCAAUCUCAAUAGAAAGAUUCAGCAACUGGAACGUACUCUGGACAUUACAACAGAAAAGGAAAAUGAAAUGAAAGCUUUAAGCAACUGGUUUGAUGUCCAACAGCAGAGAGUGGAGAAAUUAAAAAGGCCAAUAAGUAAAUUGGCUGCUGAGUGCACCCUGGCUGACUGCAAGGAGCUGGAUAAGCAACUUAUUAUGAAAUCAAGAACGGUAGAAAACCUGAAGAAGGACUUGGUGCCGAUUGUUAUUGAUGACCAGAGUCAAAAGGAAAGCUGUGCUGUGACAGAAACUUUAUUAAAAAAGAGAGACUCUAUUACCAGCCAGGUUGCAGAACUGAAAUCCCACAUGGGCUCUAUCCUACAGCACUGGAAAACAUAUGAUGAAAAUUAUGAAGACUUGAACAAGUUGACAGUCAAAAUAAUUUAUAUUUUAGGACAAAACAAACCAUCUGUGUCCUCCCAGCCUAUGCUAAGGAACCGGUUAAAAAGACUGCAGUCUCUGUUGGAGGAGGUGGAACAACAGGAAGAGAAAUGGAUCAAGCUCAGACUUUCUAUGGAUAGCAUGGCAGACUUGUGCAGUCCAUCAGUUGUAGUUAUCUUGCAGGAGAAGCAAUCGGAGGCACGUGCAAGGUGGGACACAGCACAUCAAGAACUUGCGUGCCACAUACAGGCUGCACAGAUCUUACUACAGCUAUGGGAGCAGUACCACAAUUCCUACCUAGAACACACACAAAAGCUAGAGCAGCUUGAAGAAAAAUGCAGUGAGCUGGUAUAUGCUAAGAUUUCUGAAGACAAGGAGACUGACACCUUGCAGCGGAAGAUACAGGAUCUGCAGGAGUAUAAUCAAGCUCUUCGGGAGUUAAGAUCACGUGUCACGCAGGUGUUAGAGCUGGCAGAUAAAGUGUUAGAGCAAGAUCCUGCCGCUUCCGAUAUUAUUCUUUCUGAGAGAUUAGACUCUUCUCAGAGAAUAGCUGCCUUGGAAAGAAGAGCAGCGUCCAGAUCUGCUGAACUGACGUUGAUUAUGAAUGAUGUUAAGGCAUUCAAGAAAAACCUGGAGACCAUUCAAGCACAAGUACAGUCAUCUGCUAAUAUUGUUAGCACUAUUUUCUUGUCUGGGAAAGAGAGGGAAGAAAAAUCAGAUGUAAUAAAGCAACAGCUUUUAGAGCUCAGUGAAUUAUCUUCAGACAUUGAGCAUUUGAAUGAGGAGAGCUUCACACUUCCACUUGAUGAUGCGACUCUGAAGCUGCUGCUGAAUCUAAAUCGUUUGUGGACAAAAACUACGGAAAGUGCCCUGGAAGAAUGCAGAGAACACCAGAUAAAUCAAAUGGAAGAAAAUAACUUUGUUCAAAACUAUAAAGCCUGGUUGCACUCUCUUGAGAAGCUGGAGGACAAUCUCACUGGAGGAAUAGCAGGAACUUUUGUAGAGUUAAAGCAGCAACAGUGCACUUAUGAGAGACUUCUGGCUGAAAUUGCUAUAAAUGAACACAUCUUACCCUGUUUCAUAAGAAAAGCAUUGACGCUGUUAGAAGCAGAAGAAGAAAACAGUUCUGAGUUGAUUUUAAAGCUCACAGCCCUGAAAGAGAAAUGGCAGAGUGUUAUUAGUCUGGUCCAUCAAAGAAAAAGGGAGAUAGAUGCCCUGCUCAAGCAGUGGUGUUUCCUCAACUGCUCCAGGCAGCGGCUUGGAAAUAGCCUUGCUGAGAUACAAAAUGAUAUGGCAAGUGUGAGCAAUGAGAAAUGUCACAGUCUGUUCCAGACAAGAAAAAUGACACAUGACUUCAAGAGUAAAGAACUGCACCUAAGCAGAUGGAGGAACAUCUAUUCCACAGCUCUAGAUCAUGGCAAAGACUUGGUGUCAGUGGCUCACCCUGAAAGCAAAAAUGCCUUGAAACAUGAUGUCACCCAACUGCAGGAACAAUGGGAAAGCACACAGCAGCAGUUACAGGCAAUUCUGAGCCAAAACACUGCCACUCUUCAGAAAUGGCAGAGCUUUGCAUGGACUGCCGAGGACAGAAGGAACAGUCUUCACGAGCAGAAGCUCAGAAUAAAUGAACCUCUUCCUAUACUGCAUGAAGAGCUACAGAAGGCUAAAGAAUCCAUAAAGGAGCUGGAGGAGUCGCUGGCUGAGUGGAAGCAGAGUUUACAGGAGCUCAGCAACAUGAAAUCAGACUUAUCCCAGUAUAUCCUGGCUGAGGAUGGAGUGGUUCUAAAGAAGCAGAUUGAGGCUCUGCAUGUGCAGUGGGAAGAGCUGUGCCUCAGGGUGUCUGUGCGGAAGCAGGAGAUAGAGGACAGGUUGAAUGCCUGGAAUGUGUUCAAUGAAAAGAAUAAAGAGCUGUGUGAAUGGCUGACGCAAAUGGAAAGCAAAGUGUUGCAAACAGCAGACGUCAACAUCGAAGAAAUGAUAGAGAAACUGCAGAAGGACUGUAUGGAAGAAAUUAACCUUUUCAGUGAGAACAAGCAUCACUUGAAACAAAUAGGUGACCAGCUGAUCAUCGCAAGCAACAAAGCAAGGGCUACAGAAAUUGACAACAAGCUCAAUAAAAUCAAUGAACGUUGGCAGCACCUCUUUGAUAUUAUUAACUCACGGGUAAAGAAACUGAAAGAAACACUUGUGAUUAUACAGCAAUUAGACAAAAAUAUGAGUAACCUCCGUACCUGGUUGGCCCAGAUUGAAUCUGAAUUAUCCAAGCCUGUCAUCUACAGCAUAUGCAAUGACCAAGAAAUACAAAAGAAGCUUUCUGAGCAACAGGACCUACACAAAGAUAUUGAGCUGCACAGUUCUGGUGUUGCCUCUGUGUUAAAUAUUUGUGAGCGUCUUCUUCAUGAUACUGAUGCAUGUGCAAAUGAAACAGAGUGUGACUCCAUCCAGCAGACAACAAGGAGUCUUGAUAAACGGUGGCGAAACAUCUGUGCAAUGUCCAUGGAGAGACGACUGAGAAUUGAGGAAACCUGGCGCUUAUGGCAGAAAUUCUUAGAAGACUAUUCACGAUUUGACGAUUGGCUUAAAGAAGCGGAAGCUACAGCUGCUUCCCCUGAGUCCUCUGAAGUGUUAUAUACACGUGCAAAAGAAGAACAGAAGAGGUUUGAGGCAUUCCAGAGACAAAUCCAUGAACGCCUUACUCACCUUGAGUUGGUCAAUAAGCAGUACAGGAGACUGGCCCGGGAGAACCGUACAGAUGCCGCCAGUAAGCUCAAGCACAUGGUACACCAAGGAAAUCAGCGAUGGGACAGCCUCCAGAAACGAGUGGCUGCCAUUCUCAAAAGACUCAAGCACUUUACCAGUCAAAGAGAAGAGUUUGAGGGAACAAGAGACUCUAUCCUUGUCUGGCUGACUGAGAUGGACCUUCAGCUUACUAAUGUGGAGCAUUUCUCUGAAAGUGAUAUUGAAGAAAAGAUGCGCCAGUUAAAUGAAUUUCAGCAGCAGAUCACACUGAACAUCAACAAGAUAGAUGAUCUUAUUGUUUCCGGAGAGCACCUCAUACAGAAAAGUGAGAUGAUGGAUGCAGUGGUCAUUGAAGAAGAAAUAGAAGAAAUGCUCAAAUACCGCCAAGAAGUUUUUGGGCGGGUGUCUCGAUUCCACCAAAGACUGACCUCCAGAAAUCUGCUGUUAGAUGAAGAAAGGGAAACCUCUGAAAAUGAUACAGAUGCAGAAGAUUCAAGAGAGCUGCAAAAUUCUUCAUGGCAUUCGGCAAUCCAUGGAUCUGAAACUUCUCAUCCGUCCAUCUGCCACUUGAUGCCUCCAAACCUUCCUCAUGAUAGAUCUGGCCGUGAAACUCCUGUCAGCGUGGACUCAAUUCCACUUGAAUGGGACCAUACUGGCGAUGUUGGGGGGUCAUCUUCACAUGAAGAUGAUGAAGAAGGCACUUACUUCACUGCUUUAUCAGAUGUAGAAAUUCCAGAAAAUCCUGAGGCUUAUCUCAUAAUGACCACAAAAUCUGUUCAAGAAUCUUCUGGUCAACCUGAUGUCAAAGUUACUCCUUGGCAUUCUCCUGGCAAACGGAGGUCUCACAGAAAGCAUUCAGAGCGCGAGCAUACAAAGGGACCCGUCACAGCUACAACUGGAACAAACACAACUUUUGAUCUGGCAGAUUCCGUAAUGAGCACUGCUGGCAUAGAAGGCAGCCAACAUACAGCAUCAAGUGCUGAAAAUGAGCAACGUAAGGAGAAGGGCCUUUUGGGUACAGCAAGUCCAGAGACAUAUACAGGUGUGAUCGAGCGAUGGGAAAUUUUCCAGGCUCAAAGCCUAAGUGAUGAACUACGAAUGAAGCAAAGCUUACAACAAUGGCAGCAAUUAAACUCUGACUUCAGUGAUAUCACUCUGUGGCUAGAUAAGAUGGAGACUGAUUUCAACAGUAUGAGCAAAGUGAAACCGGCAUGCACCAUACAAGAACUCCAACAGAAAGUAAUAAAGCUAAAGGAUACACUAAAAGCAUUUGAUAACUUUAAAGCUCUGGUGAUCUCCGCUAACCUUAGCUGUAAAGAACUCCAACAUGAAAAUGAUUCAGAAUCUGGAGAUGUUCUGAACAGACUUCAUGGGGUGAACCUGCGCUGGGAUAAAGCAUGCCAUGAACGGGACAAAUGGAAGGAGAGUUUACAGAGAGAGCUAAUGCAAUGUGAGGAGUUUCACGGAACAACUGAUAAGCUCUUACUUUGGCUAACAAAAGCGGAAGAAAGGAGACUAAGAAAUAAAGUCACAGACAUCACUGUGGAUCCAGAUGUACUCCUGGAAAGACAAAAUGAGCUAUUGCAACUAGAAGAUGAUCUACUAGGACUGCAAGGGCAAGUCAACACUUUACAAGAUAUUUCCUGUUGCCUGCUGAAUAAAACAGCAGGGGAUGAGCACAAUGAAGCCGAAGAGAAGGUUCGAGUGGUGGGAAUGAAACUGCGACAGCUAUUAAAAGGGGUUUCUCAAGAGUUGCAGACUGCCCAGCAAGCCCUGGAUUAUUCUCCACAUCAUGGAAUUGAUUCCCUGGAUUCAGGACCCUCAGAGAGUCAGGCUGAAGUGGAAGCAGCAUCAAAAAGCACGGCAAGGAUUACUGAACAGUCAAGCUCAGUCCAAGAGGUUCCCAAGAAGCGGUCGUUGUUCUAUCGAGUGCUGAGAGCAGCUUUUCCAUUCCAGCUUUUGUUGCUUCUGCUGUUGCUCCUUGCAUGCAUGAUCCCAUUCUCAGAAGAAGACUUUAGCUGUGCUCAUGCAAACAACUUUGCCAGGUCCUUUUACCCAAUGCUCAGAUACACCAAUGGACCUCCCCCAACAUAACAUGCAAGAGAAUCAAGUGGAUUAAGUGAAUUUCAAACCAGCAAGGUUACAUUCUAUCCGUGUCUCUAGCCAGACUUGAACAAUAUCAUGUAGGAUACCAUGAAACUGUUGUCUAACGACAGUGCUCCAAGGAAAUGACCCUAAGAAGCUAAUCAUGUUCUGCAUGCACAUAGUAACUUUAUAAGUGGUGGCAAGUCACACAAAUGCCAUGUUAAACGCCUAGCAAAGCAAUAACAUGUUUUUGUUUUUAAUUUUCCAUAGUUUUAUGUAAAUGACUCUAAGGAGAUUUUACUGCAUGGACAUGGCUGUAAUGUGUUUUUAUUUAUGCAGAAUUGUAAUAUGUUAAUUACUGUGUAAAUUAGCUCCUAUUUUGCUAUAUAUGGAUAUAUCUUUACCAAAAAAUUAGAUGUACAGUUUGAUUUGUUGUUUUUUUUAUUAUUAUUCAGGUUUUUCUCCUUCCAGGUUGUACAAUAGUCAGAUGUUUUAUGUUACUCUUUCAAGCCAUUUAGAAACAACACUGAAAAGUAUUGGGUGAGGUUCUGCCUGUCCAAAACAAGUUCCUGUCCUUUCUAGUAUUUACUGCAGAUCCCACCAGCAGAGAAAAAGAUGUUUAUAUGAAUCGAAAUGCAUCUCAAUAAACGUCCCAUAUUCUUUCUAAUAAAUA
Messenger RNA from Xenopus tropicalis (tropical clawed frog), 22017 nucleotides. It is a transcript of the gene syne2, whose product is annotated as spectrin repeat containing, nuclear envelope 2. Gene Ontology annotation, cellular component: membrane; cytoskeleton; nuclear outer membrane. Lineage: Eukaryota; Metazoa; Chordata; Amphibia; Anura; Pipidae. The transcript has 118 exons. Bases 414 to 21353 code for a protein of 6979 amino acids. The record is from RefSeq and is a predicted model, not a curated record.